CCGAGUUGGUCAAUACAUGAGAUUUGUCUGUAGCCGUAAGCGUUUCGUAGCCAGGUAGCACAACAACACUGCAGCUGACGACACGAUUUCCUUGCCAAAAGGCACAGGAUGGAUCAAGAGUGGCCAACAUGAGCAGACGAUCUAAUGCGUCCAACGCACGGAAUGCUCCGUUUGGGACGGACAUCCAACCAACGGUCAAGACGAGAAUCAUUGGUGGGAAAACGGUAGAAAUAGCUGUAAAGUCUCCACCUGCAAGUGUUGGUAGCCGGGUCUCCUCCGGGUCUCUGCAUACAGGGCCCCAUGGCACCCCUCCUAUGCAGUACCAGCCUCCUGUGAAUGAGAGCAACCAUGGCAACUACAAUAACAACCCAAAUCCUUUGCCUGGUAACUACCGCAAUAUCUACUCCCAGACGGCACCCAGAGACUCUAGCAACUCACACAUCCAUGGCAAAGGGAAUCAUUAUGAUGGCAGGCCUGGAGCCCAAAGAGCCCUUCCUCCAAUCCAUGCCUCGGACCACAGCCAUGACCACGGUGACGAUGAUGACGUCUGGUCAGAAGACAUGGCCCAGGAAGACCUUCCCAACAUCAAGGACAUCCUCCAGAAGCCCUUCCCAGUUCACAUCGGUUCCUCAUCCGCCCUGUCCCCUAUCAACAACAAACGUUCUCUGACGGAUCAGGUCUCGGAGCACCUGAUUGGGUACGACCCUCUCCACUUCAAGGAGAUGUACACGGAGCUUGCCGAGUUUGAUCACGGAUUGCUAGGCUUCGUCAGCCAGCCCCAGAUGAACAUGAUCGCCCACAAGCACAAGGUGCCCAUUCCGAUUUCAACCUUGAGGUUGCUCUUCUCCAACUUUGCCAAGGGUUCCAACCCCGACCAGGUGAACUAUGAGAAGCUGAUUCAGUUCCUGGCUCGAGCGCAGCUGGGAUCAGCCAAGGCACAGACGUUGCUGGAGGACGAUGUCAAAAAGUUUGUGCAUGAAACAAAUGGCGAUGGGAAAACAGAUCAUGAAUUGGAAAGACUCAAUGCUCAGAUCAAAAGAUUCGAGGAGAAAGAGGAGAAAGAGCGAAAAGAGGAAGAAAGGAAACUAAACGAGAAGAGGGAUAAUAAAAAUCGGAAAGAACAAGAAAAAUGGAAGCCUUCAUUUGUUACAAGAAAACCCCUCAAGACAUUCUCUGAGUUGGAAGAUGCAAUGUUGAUCCGAAUGCUUGAGGAACAGUUCACAGAUGGCAAAAAGAAACAGACCAUCAAUACAGAAGGCAUGAGGGAAAUGUGCCUCAAGAAAGACCGACAGGAACAGGGAACUUUCUCCAGAAGAGACCUGGAUGAUUUGUUUCUCUACUAUCGGAUACCAGUCCAAGGCUCACUCUUAAACAAGAUGAUACAGAGGAUAGAUACAGGAGACGGUCAAUUGAGUUGGGUGGCAUUCUUAGAGAUUUUAGAAAGAGUGGAUUCUGGAGAUGCAAUGACACCCCGCGGAGAGAAGAACCAGAACCACAGCCAAAGAAGAGCUUCUGAAGACCCCAACUUAGCCUCAAUCGGGAACAGGAACUCUUUUGGAAACAGUCCUCGUAACAGUGGGUCUCAAAGGGAGAGAAGCGGAAACAGGUCCAGAGAUGGGCCCAGACCACAUGCUGGAGGCUUAGCCCCUGUCAUAGAACCAAGAAGACCAAGUACCUGGCCCAAGAGACCCUUCAAGGAGGUCCUACCCACACCAGAGGAACCAAAGAAAGUAACGUCCCCUCCUUGGCUCAGGAAGCCCCUUGCAAGAAUAGACCCCUUAACACAGGCUCAAGAACCAGAUAACGACGUAACCAGUGUUGAGAUGGAGAUCACUCGCAAUGACACGCCCACAGAGGACCACGCCUCCCUCCACUCGCCCCCGUCCACCCCCUCCCCGAAGCAGGAAGGUUACGAGAUCGAUCGACUCAGACAGAUGGCUGAAGAGCAUCAACGGCGGCGCCGUGGUCACAGGCCUGUAGAUCAGCAGGAGGUGGUGAUGAAGUCGCAGCAGAAGAAGAACGAGAAGAGGGAGAGAGAGGAGUGGUUUAAGGGUUUUGUGCAUCUUGCAAAGGGGCUUUACAGCACAGACACAUCGAAGACUGGUUGUCUGGAAAGAGAAGAGAUGCUUCGGCUUGUGAACAACUACAACCUGAUCUACCAGCUUGGGAUCUCAUCCUCUCACAUCAAGAGGGUCGUUGAAACAUGCUGUCAUGAGGGUGACCAAGUUCCGAUAAAACCCGUCAUAGAGAUCCUGAGACAGAAAAGGAAGUGAUAUAUAUAUUUUAGACUGUAUAGAGACAUUUUGGUUUAGUUACCAAAGAGUUUGUUUGGAUGAAUUGGUUCAUCACGUGUCAUUAAAAUACCAAGACAGAAAAGGAAAUGAUGUUACUUUUGCUUGAUAUAGACAUUUUUGCGUCAUCCUUAAGAGGCUGCUACCGACAAGAUGGUUUUAGUUUCAUUGAGAUACUGAGACAGAAAAGGAAGUGAUAUAUAUAUAUUUUAGACUGUAUAGAGACAUUUUGGUUUAGUUACCAAAUCGUUUGUUUGGCUGAUUUAGCUUGAUGUAAAAUAUCUCUUCCCAUGAUAUUAAAAUACCAAGACAAAAAAAGAAAUGAUGCUACUUUUGCAUGAUAUAGACAUUUUGGCAUCAUCCUCAAGGGGCUUCCUCCGACAAGAUGGUUUUGAUGUCAUUGAGAUACAGAGACAGAGACAGAAAUGAUGCUAGUUUUGCAUGUAUUGGACAUUUCGGCAUCAUCCUCUGACAAGAUGGUUUUAGUGUCAUACAAACUGUCAAAGGGGAGAUCAAGCACCAAUGAUUGAGAUAAUCAUCAGACAACAGAAGUGACACUGCCUUAGGCAGGAGAUAAACAUUCAAAGAUACCUAGAGCAUAUGCGACAGUCAUGGAUGUAUACUUAGGAAAGGAGUGAUGCAGUGUGCACAAUUGAGACAUUUGGGCAAGGUUGUCAAGAAAUUUAUAAUUAUGGUUAAGUAUAAAGUAAUAUCUAGAGGGUCAUUGAUAUAUUCUGUUUUGAAGGAGACCAAGUAACCCAUACAACUUGUCAUUAUAUUGAAAUGCUCAGAAAAGAAAUGUUGCCGUAAUAUGCAAGAGAUAAAUACCCUUAAGUUUAUCUAAGCCAAAUACUAAG
Molecule: messenger RNA, 3148 nt
Organism: Strongylocentrotus purpuratus (purple sea urchin)
Lineage: Eukaryota; Metazoa; Echinodermata; Echinoidea; Camarodonta; Strongylocentrotidae
Exons: 12
Coding region: 129-2273 (714 amino acids)
Source: RefSeq, a predicted model, not a curated record